Messenger RNA from Stylonychia lemnae, 2169 nucleotides. Lineage: Eukaryota; Ciliophora; Spirotrichea; Sporadotrichida; Oxytrichidae. The record is from the annotation of a GenBank genome assembly.
AUGGACGAGCAACGUUGGGAAGAAUAAAGAAAGCAGCUACUUAUGUAGCUCACUCAUUCCAUUCAUAAUUUUGGAGAGUUUAAAGCAAUGAAAGACAGUCAUAAGAAACUUGAGAGUAGAGUUGAAGGGAUAGAUUCUUGGAAAGCACAUGUCGCUGGGCAGUUAUAGAAUGAAUUAGUCUACCAGAAAGAGUUGAAUACCCUAAUCGAGAUAGUCAAAAAGGAGUAAACAGCUAUGAUUAAGGUACAUUUCGAGAACUAUUAGAAGACAAUUGUUAAGCAAAUUAGCGGGAAAGUUGACUAGGAAGACUAUAAGAAAGACAUGCAGAAUAAGGUCGAAUCUAAUGAAUUCAAGAAUGAGGUUCAGAAGCUUAAAAAUACGAUGCAAUUAAUGUAGGAGUCUGGAGGAAACGGUGGAAAUAAAAAUAGCAUCAAUAGUGGACUUAAGGUUCUCAUUCGCUAGGAAACUGAGAAAAAGGCUGAUUUGGAAUAUGUAGAGGAAUUGUUAAAGACAAAAGCUAAUCAGGAUUUCGUUUAGGAAAUCCUGGAGAGACUUAAUAACCUAGAGAGCUAAGUCUAUAAACCCAAGACUAGAAGCAAGAGUUCUCACUACUUCCACGAUUAGGAUGAUGAGCAAAGUGAUAACCCCAAUAAGGAGGAAAUGCAAGAAUUUCUUAAAAGUCCUCGACACCAAUUAUCUACUAUCGAUUCCCCAAUUAAGUACAAACAAUCACCCAUUAUGCCUACAAGCAAUGUUAACAAUAGCAUGAUGACCGCUCAGAUUAACACUACAGUUAUCAACUCUCCUUCUAUAAGAGACAAGAUGUCUGAUGUGAGAUAAAACCAAGGUAUCAUUAACAUUCAAAAGCAGCUUGAAUUGAUUGAAGAAAGUAAGAAAAAAAUGGAAAAACUCAAGAAAAUUGACAAAGUUUGGAGUGAAGUAAACAUAAUGAAAAAGAAGUUUGAGGAGAUGAUGGUUAACUAAACCAGAGCCUAUAGUUACUAUGAUGAUAAACUUAGAGAAUUCCUUGGAUCUGUAGAUUCAGUAGAAAAGCUGGAAAGGAAACUAUUAGGAGGAAUGUAGUAAAUAGAUCAGAUCAAGGUGUUAUAAGUGGCAAUAGACUCAGUAAAAGAAGCAUUCAACAUUUAGUUUGAGGAGUUAAGGAAAUCUUCAGUGCAUAAGCUUGAAUCAUAACUAUAGAAAGUUGUUCAUGCUAAUACCAGAUGUGAUGUAUUAGAGCAGAGACUUUCAUUCUUAACUGAUCUAGUGAAGAGGCAUGUACCUGGCUUUGAAAAAGAAAAGAGCUUACAUGAUAACUCAAAUCAUAACAUCGAGAGUAGAUUUAAAAACAUAGAAAACAACCUUUAAACAGUUAAUACGAAUCUGAGUGGUGCUAUAAUCCACAUAGAUGAAGAGAUCAAAUCUAUAAAGCAACCAAUAUGGGAUAGUUUGCAACGACUUUCAAGAGAGAAUGACUCAUUAUAAAGAGAGCUGGAUAGACAGUAAGACCUAUAUCGUAAAAUGGUGAGUGAAUUCUAAAGGACAAGUAGCAAAUUACCUUCUAUUGAUUUCAACAAAUAGGCUGCAAUUAUAAAAUCACUGUCAACCUAGAAUUCACCUAGAAGUUUCUCAGAAAUAUCGUAACUUGCUAAAGCUCUCCAUGAGGUUAAAAGACUUGAAGUGAGUGAAGAUAAGAUUGCUUAUAGUCUGAAGAAGUUUAAUGAUCUGAAUAGUAGUACCAAAAAAUCUAAAAUCAUUAAGGGCACAAGCAGUCUUGAUAAGUAUUCAGCAAGUGAAUAAAAGAGAAAGUCAUCUGACAAAUAUCUUAAUUAGACUUCUAUCGCCAACUUUAAUUCAAAAAUAAAUCUUGAUGAUCCAACUUAAAUGCUGAACCCACCUUCAGGAAUUGGGCACUAUGGCCCUAUGCUUGGUCGAGUUGGUCAAAAUUUCCAAUUUUAGACUAUUAACAACAGUCUUCAGUAGCUUGAUAACUCAAUGGUGAAAUAAUAGCAGAAAAAGAAAAAUGAAACCCUUACUCCUUCUCAAUUCUUUAAUGAUGAUAACAAUAAUGCUAAUAACAGCUUUAAUGGGACUAAAGAUAACGGUAAUAAUAUGGUCGCAAGUAAUCAAGAUAUUGAACAAGAUAUUAAGAUAAACACAAAUAUUUGA